This is a messenger RNA of Ricinus communis (castor bean), 2029 nucleotides long. RefSeq lists its product as uncharacterized. Lineage: Eukaryota; Viridiplantae; Streptophyta; Magnoliopsida; Malpighiales; Euphorbiaceae. The transcript has 9 exons. The record is from RefSeq and is a predicted model, not a curated record. Bases 515 to 1747 code for a protein of 410 amino acids.
AAGAAAUACUAGAAAAAUGAAAGAAACCUGCUCUCUUAGAACUCUUGAUACUAAAAAAUAUAUAAAUAUUAGAUACUCACAAGUUUAAAUCUUCUUAUCUGCAUAAAAGAAAUAAAAAAAAAUAUUUACAAAAACUGUUUCGAAAUUAAGAUGCAACAUGAUUGUGGAAGCCAUUCUCAGGGAAAAAACGAAAAACAUGACUGUGGAAGCCCGUGUAGGCACUAUUGGCAGAUGAAAGAUCAAAGCCAGUUAGUCAGAGCCCAUAACAGUUGGAACUCAAUGGUCCAGUUCCGGUUAGAGGAGAGGAACCCAAACCAGAUUCGUGGCAUAAUCAUCAACAUACAUAAUUCCUACUUCUUCCACCAUAAUUAUCGUUAAAUGGGUUAUUAUUUAUCCACCAAUAAUGAAUAUCAUUUCCCUGAUUCUUUGCUUGAAUCAUCCUUCCCCUACUUAGCCUUCUUUUAACGAACACCAUUUCAAUAAUAGUCACCAUCGACUACACUUAACACCAGUCAUGGAAUUAGCUACCUCAAUUAGCUCUGUUUCCACAAAGAAUUUCACUCCAUAUGGCUACUCAAGGAUAAAGAAUGGGUCUUUUAAGUACCCACUAGUCCGCUCUCCAUGCAGUCAUAGGCUUAGAGCUCUGAAUUCAAGGAGUUUGUCUAUAAGAAUGGUUUCAAAUGGAUAUGCGGGUAGAGACGCUAACAACUUGUUCUUUACAAACAGCACUAGUACUAGUAAUUACGAUAGUAAGAAAUACUCCAAAAUAGACUCUUGUGUAGUCAUUCCUCCACCCAAAGGUAAAAAACCAAGAGCAAUUAUCAAAUUCUUGGGUGGUGCUUUCAUUGGAGCUGUCCCUGAAGUCACUUAUGGGUAUCUAAUAGAGCUAUUGGCAAAGGAAGGAUAUGUUGUUGUCUUGGUGCCUUACAAUGUGACUUUUGAUCAUGCACAUGCUGCUAAUCAAGUAUAUGAAAAGUUUAAUGCUUGCCUUGAUUUGUUACUAACAUCUGGCUUGCCGGAUGCCAAUCUAACACCUGCCCAGCUUGUUGGCCUUCCAGUUUUUUCUGUUGGUCAUAGCAAUGGUGCACUUCUCCAAGUUCUUACAGGAAGUUAUUUCUGUGACAAUAUACCAAAGGCUAAUGCUAUAAUCUCAUUCAACAACAGGCCUGCUACGGAGGCAGUACCAUACUUUGAGCAGUUAGGCCCACUCAUUAAUCAAAUGAUGCCAAUUGUGGAGGCAUCGCCAAUGUACUCGAUAGCUAGGAGUGCCUCAGGGGAUGCAUGGAAAAUGCUAAUUGAUACUGCCGGAGCAAUAAUACCAGACAGUGAACAAGAAGCCCUUACGUCACUGACUAGAUUUGUUGAUCAGUUGCCUUCAGUAAUGAGUCAAGUUACAGAGGGGGUAUCAGAAUUCAAGCCCAGACCUUCUGAGAAUCGCGAUUGUUGUAGAAAUUCCUAUAAUGUCCAACAUACACUACUGGUAAAGUUCACAUCUGAUACAAUUGAUGAGACAGAUCUCCUUGAAGAGACCUUGCAGCCUCGUAUUGAGUCCAUAGGUGGGACUAUAGAGAAGGUCCAAUUAAGUGGUAACCAUAUCACACCAUGCAUCCAGGAACCAAUAUGGCAAGUAGGUUCUGUGUACACUCCUGUAGAUGCUAUCGCUCAAGGUCUUAAGGCUCUCUCACUUAAUGAGACUAGAGUCCUCUUCAGAACCAUUAGCGACUGGUUCAGACGUUUUGAAGAUUAACAUCCUAAUUACUCGGCAGAAGUUUUAAUGAGGGUGCUCACGACAGUAUAUAUUACAAAAAUAUAGGUUCCAUAUGUAUAAAUUUUGGCUUACAAAUAUUGCAGCCAAAGUCUCAUCUAUGUGGCUGAUUUGUUAGUUCAUAGUUACUGGUUAGGUAUAUGGUAGACUUCUGUUGGCGAGUAGUUAAAUACAUACUCCUGCAAGUAUAUUCUCACCUUUGCUUCCAUAUUUGGUGGAACAUAAAAAACACUCACUCUAAAUCAAGAUCAUUCCUCGAUGUAA